AUGUUAGUUACCUUAACCUCCUCCCCCAGAAUCUUAAUAUUUCUCGGUUCACUUUCUACCGAUCCUACAUUUUCCACGGUCGAGGUUGCCAAGCACAAGAAUGAGGAGAAUGGUUUCUGGUUAAUUGUCGAGAAUGACGUCUUUGACGUGACCCAAUUCCUCGACGAGCAUCCCGGUGGCUCCAAGAUCCUCAAGCGCGUGUCGGGAAAGAAUGCUACCAAGCAGUUUUGGAAGUACCACAAUGAGCACGUCCUCAAGAGAUAUGGUGAGAAGCUCAAGGUCGGAACGGUCGAGGAGGCACCCAAGCUUUGA
Geosmithia morbida is the source of this 312-nucleotide messenger RNA. Its product is annotated as to cytochrome b5. Bases 1 to 312 code for a protein of 103 amino acids. NCBI's taxonomy places the organism in Eukaryota, Fungi, Ascomycota, Sordariomycetes, Hypocreales, Bionectriaceae. The record is from RefSeq and is a predicted model, not a curated record. Gene Ontology annotation, molecular function: heme binding. Gene Ontology annotation, cellular component: membrane; intracellular membrane-bounded organelle. The transcript has 3 exons.